AUGACUCCUUUGGGUUGUCGACUUUGGUUUCUCGCUACAUUUGCAUACGCGACGUUGAUGAACACGAUUCCAAUUUGUGGGGAUAAUGUAGUGAGUGGGGUUGAAGAAUGCGAUGGGUCACUGCACUGUACGAACUGUUACUGCGACGACGGGUAUAACGCAUACAACGGGUCUUGUGUUCCAAAGUGUGAAGUAGAAGGGUGUUUAAGUUCGUGUAUAUCACCAAAUGAGUGUUCCAUUUGUCGAACUCCCGCAUAUCAAAGUGAUUGUCACCGAUGUGGGGAUGGAUUUUAUCCAGAAGGGUUUUUAGAGUGUGUUCCAUUUGAUUUCAAAUAUGUUUCGACGUGUCACAAAGUUUUAUACGAAACACAAAGAAAAACAGUGCAAACAAUUGAAUUGAGUUCAUCCCUGGAAACCUCUCCACUAGUAUUCGAUAUGUAUAAAGAAGAUUUUGUGUUGACUCAAGAAAGCUGUGGGUUCACAUUUGAUAAAACUGUUUCAUAUGUGAAAGGUAUUUGGUUUGAGUUAACAGUGACGGAGAGUGGGUAUUAUGCAUUUGACACAGACAUGUUGUUCGCACAAGAAAAUAUCGAUUAUUAUACACUCCAAUUCAUCGAGUUUGGAUUUGACUCAGUCUUGUCAAUUCAAGACGUGUGCCCGUCGACGAAUGAAAGUUAUAAUGUGCAUUGUAUAAGCUACAACGAUGGUUUAAGGUCGCUCAUCAAAAGUGCAUCACUUGUGACAUUUCUGAGGCAACAAAGCUACUUCCUUCAUGUCUUCGGACACUAUGGGACAGUACCAACAAGUGACAUCAAAAUGUUUGUACACAAAAUGUCGCAUCCAUGCGAUGAAAGAAAACGAGUGUUGUCUUGGAACGAUAUUAACGAGGUUCGUGUGGUCACCGUUAACACGGCUAACUCAAUAACAAGUUCAACAAUAUGCUCAACGCGACAAGAAAAGGGGGAUUGGUAUUUAAUCCCAGGUUCCGAGAAAACAUUAUUAGUGUCAACUUGUGGGGAUGACCCUGCACUCGACACGUACAUUCAACUUAUAAGAGUUCCAUCGACUAAAAAUGGAGAAAUAAAAUCGUGUAUAGACCAAAGUGCUGAGUGUGUUCAAUACAGUGACAGAGGGUGUGGCUCAAAUGCCAGAUUAAUCGAACGACUGAGUGAUGGAUAUUAUUACUAUAUUUUUAUAUCAGCAACAUUAAUCAUUCAAUUCAAUGUCACAUUUAAAUCGGUUUGUCCAUACAAUUGUGUGAAUGGAUAUUGUUCAACGGCAAUAGGUGGAUGUAUAUGUAAUCCAGGAUUUAUUAAACGUGAUGAAAUGUGCACUUCUUGUGGAAAUGGAGUCUUGGACUUUGAUGAAGAAUGUGACUUGAGUGUUACUGAUGAAUACCCUAGACACUGUUCCAAAAGUACUUGUAUGUGUAAUUACGGGUACAGACCAAUUGCUAUUAAUAACGUUACAAGAUGCGCUUUGCCGACUUGUGGAAACAACAUCAUCGAAGACUAUGAAGAAUGCGACUCUGGAGUUGGGUGUGUGCACUGCGAGUGUGUAAAUGGGUAUCUUCCAUAUUCCACACCACAUACAAACUGUUUGGUAACAACAUGUGGUAACAACAAAGUGGACCCAGGAGAACAAUGUGAUGGGACAGUGGGGUGUUUUGAGUGUGAGUGUAUUAAAGGAUAUCAUCGCAAAGGAUUUAAUUGUCAAAAAGACAAUUACUUUUUGUAUUAUAUUUACCUUAUCGCGGUUGUAUACUCAAUCUAUAUUAUCGCAUUUUUCAUAUUAUUAACGUAUUUCGUAAUAAAAUACAAACAAAUCAACGAUGUCAUCGCUUUUGAGAAACAAGACGAGGGCCAGGAAUUGGUCAUUGGAACGAAUGAAGAACUCGACAAGUCCAAAACAUUUUAUUUGAACCUCCCGAACGAAUUUUUCGAUGUCACUCCACGUGUGAUCAACUUUUCACAAGAUAAUGCACGUGUUGAGGUUGGGAAGAUAACAGAGCGGAUGUGCUUGGUUACAAACUACUCGGACGAGUCAAUGAAAUUUGCGUUCUAUGCGACGUCUGACAAGAAGUUCCAAAUUGCGUUUCGCCCACAAAAAGGUGAAUUGAAAAAGCACUCAGAAAUUUUAGUGAAAAUGCGAAUUGUGUUACAGUGCACAACAAUUAUACAUGAAAGUGUCUAUAUUUCUGCUUCAUUUUCGCGAUUCAAGAAAUUACUCCGCACAACUUCAUUUGUCACAAAAUCACAGAAGAGCGACUCGAAGCGUCAACCCUCCGAUAAACUCACAAACAACUCCUUUUCGAGCCAUUCCACACGAACAAGUUUCUCUUCUGAAAACACAGACAUCAAUUACUUGGUAAAGAAGCCAAAGGCCUUUUACACUUAUAUCACUAUAGAAGCACAAAGCCAAUUAUCUACAAGACUCGACUGGGACGAAUUGUUCUUAUUCCAACCUCCAAUAGGUCAAGGCACAUUCGGAAUUGUCUUUAGAGCAACGUGGAGACAACAGGAAGUUGCCGUGAAAAUGGUCAAAACGGAUCAAGACUCUGCCCAUAAUUUGAUGCCAAGUUUUGAGAAAGAAGUUGAGUUACUUGAAACCAUGCGGUCGCCUUAUAUCGUCACAUUUAUUGGGUCUUGUGUUGCAGAAGAUUGUUUGUCGUUGGUCACGGAGUUCUGCACAUUUGGCUCAUUGAAAAAGUUUAUCAAAGAGAAUCCAGUCAAUGCAGCAAUGAAGAUCCGGUGCUGUUUAGAUGUUGCAAAAGGGAUGGCAUAUUUACACAACAACAAUGUGACACACCGAGACCUGAAACCAGACAAUUGUUUAGUAGUGAAUGAUAAUCCAAACAGUGAUGUCGUCGUCAAAGUCUCUGACUUUGGAACUUCUCUGCAAUUUAUAGAAAACUGCAAAACUUCCUCAACACGAGAAGUUGGAACACCAGUAUAUAUGGCACCAGAAGUUUUAACAAGUAAUAUCCUUCAUGGGAAAUCAGAUGUGUUCUCAUAUGCUAUUACUAUUUUAGAAAUUUGGAUCGGAAAGUGCCCAUACUCCCCUUUACUCUUCCCAGACAACGAAUCUAUUUGGAACUUCGUGACUUCUGGAAAAAGACUGGAAAUACCAGCGACGUGUCCUUACUCAAGAAUUAUCAAAAAAUGCUGGAGAAGUAAAGAAAAUAGAAGGCCAGCAUUUACUGCAAUCGAGACAUAUUUUCUUGCUUUACUCAAAAACGAGAAGACAUCAAACACAGUCGUCGAUGUUGUACAAAAGGGUGAAGAUGAUGAUGUAUCAAUGUCCUGUAUAUACAAGACUGUGGUAUUAACAGACAACAGUCCACCAGUUUCUGUCGUCCAACGCUCGAAAACCUUAGUCUAA
Molecule: messenger RNA, 3381 nt
Organism: Entamoeba invadens IP1
Lineage: Eukaryota; Evosea; Mastigamoebida; Endamoebidae
Product: serine-threonine protein kinase, putative
Exons: 2
Coding region: 1-3381 (1126 amino acids)
Biological process (GO): protein phosphorylation
Molecular function (GO): protein kinase activity; ATP binding
Source: RefSeq, a predicted model, not a curated record